UGCCUGCCCCGCGGGGGAGAGCGGGCUGCAUGGCCGCUCGGGCCGGCCGGGGGGGCCGCGGCGGGAGGGGCGACGCCCGCGUGCCGCCGCCCGCCAAAACGCGCAGGGUGGCGGGACGGGGCAGGGCAGAGCCGCGCCGACCCCUCGCCCGGCUGCCCCCAGCCCGCCGCGAUGCCCAGUGACUCCCCGGCCUUCAGCAAGCCCUCGGACGCCGCGGGGCCGGGGGACAAGGCGGGAGGCUUCGGGAAGGCGGCGGCCCACAUGGCGGCCGCCCCGGCGGACGGGGUCGCCGCCGGCGUGGCGGGGAAGAAGCCGCCGCGUCUGCCCAAGUGUGCCCGCUGCCGCAACCACGGCUACUCCUCGCCGCUGAAGGGGCACAAGCGGUUCUGCAUGUGGCGGGACUGCCAGUGCAAGAAGUGCAGCCUGAUCGCCGAGCGGCAGCGGGUGAUGGCAGCGCAGGUUGCGCUGAGAAGGCAGCAAGCUCAGGAAGAGGAGCUGGGAAUCAGCCACCCAGUGCCCCUGCCCAGCGCCCCGGAGACGUUUGUUAAGAAGAACAGUGGUGGCAGCUCUUGUCUCUUGUUGGAAAACAGCAGCCCUACCCACUCGACAAGCACAGCCAUGACGGCAGCGAGCACAGCGUCAGAGGGACGGAUGCUCAUUCAGGACAUCCCUUCCAUCCCCAGCAGAGGGCACUUGGAGAGCACGUCUGAUUUGGUUGUGGACUCCACCUACUACAGCAGUUUUUACCAGCCAUCCCUGUAUCCUUACUAUAACAACCUGUACAACUACUCCCAGUAUCAAAUGGCAGUGGCCAGUGAGCCUUCUUCAAGUGAGACGGGGGGUACGAUUGUAGGGUCGGCCAUGAAAAACAGCCUUCGAAGCCUCCCAGCAACAUACAUGCAAACCCAGUCGGGAAAACAGUGGCAGGUGAAGGGCAUGGAGAGCCGCCACGCCGUCAGCUCCCAGUACCGCAUGUGCUCCUACUACCCACCCGCUUCCUACCUGGGACAGGGGGUUGGAGCUCCCACGUGCCUCCCCCAAAUCUUGACCUCUGAGGAUGUCCCUUCCUACUCGGAGUCGAAAGCAAGAGUGUUUUCGCCGCCCAGCAGCCAGGACUCUGGCCUGGGGUGCCUGUCCAGCAGCGAGAGCACCAAGGAGGACCUGGAGUGUGAGCCCCCCCCGGAGCCCGGCGCCUUCGCGGUGAGCCCCGUCUUGGAGGGCGGCGAGUAGGCCCGGCGCGGCCGGGCGGUCCCGCCCGGGGCAGGGCGGUGCAGCAGCGUUCGAUGUUUGCUUGUUCUGCUUGGGGGUUGCGGGGGGCGGGCAGCGGGGGGGAGCGUUUGGUUUCUUCUUUCCAGGUGCGGGGCGGGAUGCCGGUUUCCCUGCGGCGUGAGGGGCUCUCCGGACCGGGAGCCGCGUCCCCGCCGCGGGAAAGCCGGUGCCGUGUCUCCGCCGCCGGCCUGCGGCAUGGAGAGCCGCCGUCGGGGGAAAGGCAGAGGCGUGGAGAGCGUCGCCGAAAUGCGGGAAGGGGCUCGGGGGAGCGGGAGCCGAGAUGACCGGGAGUCCUGCGCCCGCCCCUCUCUGCGCAGGGGCGGGGUGGGGGGUGAUAACCCGUCCCUGGGAAGCAUCAUCCCAUUAUGUAUUUCUAAUGGUUCCUUAUAGGCUAAUGCUGCUGCUCGGCUCCGAGCAUCAUCUUCUCGUGUCGCCAAAUUAACGUAUUUUGCAUAUUACAGUUGAGUGCCUUGCCUUAGAUUGCAAUCUAAACUGCAAGUAAAUACGUCUCUAAAAAGUUACCGCGAAUUUCCAUGUUUGUUAUUUUGUUAAAAAUGGCUUACGGUGUUCUUUUCUUGCGUUACAGAAGCCAACCUGAAAUGAAACUAGUCUAGAAAAAUUCAUUGUUCUCUGUAGUUGUGGCUGUACCUGAAAUAAAAAUGUUAUUGAUGACUGAA
This is a messenger RNA of Columba livia (rock pigeon), 1946 nucleotides long. It is a transcript of the gene DMRT1, whose product is annotated as doublesex and mab-3 related transcription factor 1. The record is from RefSeq and is a predicted model, not a curated record. Lineage: Eukaryota; Metazoa; Chordata; Aves; Columbiformes; Columbidae. The transcript has 5 exons. Gene Ontology annotation, molecular function: RNA polymerase II cis-regulatory region sequence-specific DNA binding; DNA-binding transcription factor activity, RNA polymerase II-specific. Gene Ontology annotation, biological process: regulation of transcription by RNA polymerase II; sex differentiation; germ cell development. The coding region runs from base 172 to 1230 and encodes 352 amino acids. Gene Ontology annotation, cellular component: nucleus.